Delphinapterus leucas (beluga whale) is the source of this 3623-nucleotide messenger RNA. The record is from RefSeq and is a predicted model, not a curated record. NCBI's taxonomy places the organism in Eukaryota, Metazoa, Chordata, Mammalia, Artiodactyla, Monodontidae.
UCCGUGGUUGAGGAGCGGUUAUGACGGUGGCUUAGGAACAUUCAUUCUCUUGGAUGUCCUUUCGGGAAUAGAGGGGAACUCUGACCUCGAGCUGGGUCCCGCCUUCGCGGUGAGGAGGCCCCAUUUCUGAGAUCAGGCCUGACCUGUAUAAGCCCAGAGAGUUGUAAGGAGUUGGAUGUAGGAGUCCUUCCAUGAUUGGCUUCCUAUAACACGUCUGUAGUUUCCUGAUUCUACUUCGUAUCCUAUAAUCAUGGACUUGUUUAUGUGACCUUCCAAGCCCGUAACAAAUCAACUGGCCAGUCUCCUCAUUUUUCUUGAAGAUUAGUUACACGGGAUAUGCUGCUGUACAUUAUUUUGGGAUUGCUUAUACAUUUGGUGUUCUUCGCCUCUAUCUUUGACAUUUAUUUUACAUCUCCUUUGGUUCAUGGAAUGACUCCUCAGUUUACGCCAUUGCCUCCCCCAGCGAAAAGAUUAGUGCUGUUUGUUGCUGAUGGCCUGCGAGCAGAUAAACUUUAUGAAUUAGAUGAAAAUGGAAAUCCUAGGGCACCAUUUAUUAGGAAUAUCAUAAUGCAUGAAGGCAGCUGGGGGAUAUCUCACACACGUGUGCCAACUGAAUCUCGGCCAGGCCAUGUAGCCCUGAUAGCAGGGUUUUAUGAAGACGUCAGUGCCGUUGCCAAAGGAUGGAAGGAAAAUCCUGUGGAAUUUGAUUCUCUUAUUAAUGAAACCAGGCACACAUGGUGCUGGGGGAGCCCGGACAUCUUGGCUAUGUUUGCCAAAGGUGCUAGUGGAAACCAUGUUUUUGCACAUAAUUAUGAUGCUUACAGUGAGGAUUUUGGUGCCCAGGAUGUAACAAAACUGGAUACCUGGGUUUUUGAUAAUGUGAAGGAAUUCUUUCAUGCUGCCAGAAACAACCAAUCUUUGUUUUCUAAACUAAAUGAAGACAAAAUAGUUUUUUUCUUACAUUUAUUAGGAAUAGAUACAAAUGGACAUGCUCACCGACCGUCGUCAAGGGAAUAUUUGAACAAUAUUAAAAUAGUUGAUGAGGGAUUGAAAGAAAUUGUGUCUACUCUUAAAGAUUUUUACGGAAAUGAUGGGAAAACAGCAUUUAUCUUUACUGCUGACCAUGGAAUGACAGACUGGGGUUCCCAUGGAGCUGGUCAUCCUUUAGAGACUUGUACUCCUUUUGUCACUUGGGGAGCUGGAAUCAAGUAUCCUCAAAAAGUGUUAGCUCAGAAAUUUGAUGAUACAUAUUUGCAAGAAUGGAAAUUGGAGAACUGGAAGAGACAAGAUGUCAAUCAGGCUGAUGUUGCACCACUGAUGGCUGCUCUUAUUGGAGUUCCCUUCCCUCUUAAUUCAGUGGGAACCCUUCCUGUGGAUAUACUUAACAGCACUGAUCUCUUCAAAGCAGAGAGCAUGUUUACAAAUGCAGUACAGAUUCUUGAACAGUUCAAGGUGAAAAUGGCUCAGAAAAAAGAAGCUACUUUACCAUUUUUGUUCACACCAUUUAACUCGCUUUCUGAUUCUAAACAGAUCAACAUUUUAAGAAAAGCAAGAUCUUAUAUAAAACAGAAAAAGUAUGAUGAAGCAGUUUCCCUUUGCAAGGAGCUGAUUAAUCUUGCAUUGAAAGGAUUGUCCUAUUAUCACACUUAUGACAGAUUCUUUUUGGCUUUCAAUAUCGUUCUUGGUUUUAUGGGAUGGACAUCUUAUGCUUCUUUGCUGAUCAUCAAGUCUCACUGCAACCUUACCAGAGGUGUUAGUAAAGAAGUCAAGAAACCAAGCCAUCUCCUGUCAUGUAGUUUUAUAGCUGUUGGCGUUUUACUAGCACUUUUCCUGCUGAUUCAAGCCUGUCCCUGGACUUACUACAUAUAUUGCUUGUUGCCACUGCCAGUAUGGUAUGCGGUUCUGAGAGAAUUUCCAGUUAUUCAAGGCUUGGUCACAUUACUGUUGACCUUCCCUCCAAGUCAUUUUGUUGGAUACCUGUUACUCUUUAUCCUGGGAGUUGAAGUAUUAGUUCUCAGUUUUUUCUACCGCUAUAUGCUUACAGCUGGACUCAUUGCAUUUGCAGGUUGGCCAUUUAUCACUCCACUGUGGACUCGAGCAAAGAGCACCUCACUGAGUUGGAUUUUCUUCUGUUUGCUCCUGGCAGUGUUCCCGCUUAUGCCUGUUGUAGGACGAAAGCCAAAUAUCUUUCUAGUGUAUGAAGCUCUCUUCCCAUUAGUGUUGUCAUGUUUGAUGUUUGUCUGGAUACACAUGGAACAAGAAACCCUGCCACAAUCUGUUGUUUUCUGUAAACAGAAGGUCUCCAAUAUCCAAUUCACCUAUAAUACUGAUAUAACCCAGUUUCGAGACCUCUGUCUGGAUGACAUCCGUAGGGCCUUUUUCCUUGUUUUCUUCUUAAUGACAGCCUUUUUUGGAACUGGGAAUAUAGCUUCUAUUAACAGCUUUGAUCUUGCCUCUGUCUAUUGCUUUCUGACUGUGUUUAGUCCUUACAUGAUGGGAGCCCUGAUGAUGUGGAAGAUUUUAAUCCCCUUUGCUCUUGUGAUGUGUGCUUUUGAAGCUGUUCAGUUAACUACCCAGUUAUCAUCAAAAAGUCUUUUUCUCAUAGUUAUCAACAUAUCAGACAUCAUGGCUUUGCAUUUUUUCUUCUUGAUCAAAGAUUAUGGCAGCUGGCUUGAUAUUGGAACAAGCAUCAGCCACUACGUGAUUGUCAUGUCCAUGACCAUCUUUCUGGUGUUUCUCAAUGGCCUGGCACAGAUGCUCACAACAAAGAAACUCAAACUGUGUGGCAGACCCAAAAGCCACCUCACAUGAUGUUGCCAAAGCCAUCAUUCAGCAUCCAGAUCCUGGUUCUCAUUCUCCUUGUCAACUAAAAUCUUUUCAAGGAUUCAUAAAUGAGAUGGAUAUUAAUGUAUAACAUACUCUGCUCAUCUAAAGGAAAUUAUAUGUGGAAUUCUGAAUUUAUGGGUUAUCUGGAAUAAAGGAGCUUCCAUUUUCUUUAGGUUUUGCAUGAAGUCAUGGUUACAUCUGUGGAAAAGCAGAGUAAAGCAUUCUGCAUUUUCAUUUUUUCCUUUAGUUGGCAACUCCUCUCACCGAUGUUUCAGAGCACCUGUAACAGUCUCUGGUCCCCAGCUGUACAGCUUCCUGUAUUAUAUGCAGAGGAGAAUGUGCUCCUGAGGGGGCAGUACUGAUCACAUCCAAAAUCAAUGCACUGGCUGAACAUGAAGUAAAUCACCAGGUGGCACCAUAAAUAUUUAUCAACUCUCAGCACUUGUUUUGCAAGUAGUUCUAACUACUAAACAACAUUAGAAAGACAGUCAGGAUGUGUAGAAAAAUGUUUGCAGGUGUUUUUCAUUUUUCUUCUGUAUUCAGCAAUACUAUUUUAUGCUUUUUAGUGCUUUUUUAGUUUUCAUAGUCAAUCAGCUAGAUGCAGGUUUUACCUUCACUUUUUUUUUUUUUUCCAUUUCUGGAUUCUCAUGGAAUUUCUGGAGAUAGAAAAGCAGAAAAAGCUUGUUAUUUGUGUCUUGUCCAUGGGGAAAAAGAUUUAAAUGAUUAGUUUUUUGGGGGUUUUAAAAAUUUUAUUUUAUUUAUUUAUUUUUGGCUGCAUUGGGUCUUCGUUGCUGUGC